ACUCUCAAUACUGUAGUCUUAUAUUGUCAUCAAUUCCUUCACUUAAAGUAUACAUUAUUUGUGGAGAAAGUCUUUCAAAGGGUUUUGUGUAAAAUGUCUGUCGUUUUGUUUGUGUCAAAGAGUUAUCACUUGUUUUGAUCCAAUUGUUAAUCAAUGAGAUGUCAACAAUUAACUCAUUGUUUAGUAUAACGUCACCCAUAGUCAAGAAAUUAUUAGGUUGGAAACAGGGCGACGAAGAGGCGAAAUGGGCUGAAAAAGCCGUAUAUUCGUUGGUCAAGAAAUUAAAGAAACAAAAAGGAGCCGUUGAAGAGUUAGAGCGGGCACUGUCACAACCGGGUCAGCCCAGUAAGUGUGUUACUAUUCCUCGAUCACUGGAUGGUAGGCUACAGGUGUCACAGCGUAAAGGGUUACCUCACGUGAUAUAUUGCCGCUUAUGGCGAUGGCCUGACUUGUCGAGUCAUCACGAGCUCAAAGCAAUUGACACGUGUCAGUACGCGUUCAGUCUUAAGAGAGACGAAGUGUGUGUCAACCCAUACCACUAUCAAAGGAUAGAAACGCCAACACUUCCACCAAUACUUGUGCCUCGAAAUAGCGGUCAGGAUAUGAGUACCGAUUUGCCACUUCUUGACGAUUACUCCAACUCUGUUCCUGAAAAUACUGACUUUCCAACUGCUCUUCAAAAUCAGACUUUCCCACUAACAGAGACCCCACCGCCCGGGUAUAUGAGCGAAGACGGUGACAAUCAGGAUCUCAAUGGCACUGACACUAUGGACACAUCAAUUAUACCCUCACCAUCGCCACCAUUGGAUGUUCAACCGGUGACAUAUACAGAACCGGCAUUUUGGUGCUCAAUAUCAUAUUAUGAAUUAAAUACACGCGUCGGUGAAAUAUUUCACGCCUCCCAACCCUCACUCACUGUCGAUGGAUUUACUGAUCCCUCGAGUUCUGAACGUUUUUGUUUGGGUUUACUCUCUAAUGUCAACAGAAACGCAAUCGUUGAACAAACGCGAAGACAUAUCGGUCGAGGAGUUAGACUUUAUUACAUUGGAGGUGAAGUGUUUGCUGAAUGUUUAAGUGAUAGCAGUAUUUUUGUUCAGAGCCCUAAUUGUAACCAAAGAUAUGGAUGGCAUCCGGCAACGGUCUGCAAAAUACCUCCAGGCUGCAAUCUUAAAAUAUUUAACAAUCAAGAGUUUGCUGCACUGUUGGCACAAUCGGUGAGUCAGGGCUUCGAAGCGGUCUAUCAAUUGACCCGAAUGUGUACAAUAAGAAUGAGCUUUGUUAAGGGUUGGGGAGCCGAAUAUAGGCGCCAAACGGUUACAUCCACUCCCUGUUGGAUUGAACUACAUUUAAACGGUCCGUUACAAUGGUUGGACCGCGUGCUCACCCAAAUGGGUUCACCACGUAUUCCGUGCAGUUCAAUGUCAUAAUAAUCAGAUCUAUUUUUAUGCUUAAUUUUCAGCAGCUUUUAACCACUUAUACUGUUUAAUGAUGAAAUUAUUGAUAAUUUAAAUUUAAUUUACAUGUUGACGAUUUAUUUAUAAUUAUGAUUAUUGUUUUGAUUUUAAUCAUAUUUACAUGAAUUUACCCAAAAUUGUUGCUAUAACUCUUAUAUUAUUACUUUAAUAUUGAUUGCAUUUGAUACAUACCGGCACUUAUUGUUGAUAUUUUUUAUAAUAUGAGUUUAUUAUCUUAUAUAAUGCACGU
Molecule: messenger RNA, 1704 nt
Organism: Oppia nitens
Lineage: Eukaryota; Metazoa; Arthropoda; Arachnida; Sarcoptiformes; Oppiidae
Product: mothers against decapentaplegic homolog 3-like
Exons: 6
Coding region: 159-1427 (422 amino acids)
Biological process (GO): BMP signaling pathway; SMAD protein signal transduction; anatomical structure morphogenesis
Cellular component (GO): heteromeric SMAD protein complex
Molecular function (GO): RNA polymerase II cis-regulatory region sequence-specific DNA binding; I-SMAD binding; DNA-binding transcription factor activity, RNA polymerase II-specific
Source: RefSeq, a predicted model, not a curated record